This is a messenger RNA of Staurois parvus, 320 nucleotides long. Lineage: Eukaryota; Metazoa; Chordata; Amphibia; Anura; Ranidae. The record is from the annotation of a GenBank genome assembly.
AGUGGAGCGGCGGGCACCGGGCCAUCUGGCUCGACAGCGGGCAUCGGGUCACCAGGUAUGACAGCGGGCACUGGGUCAUCAGGCAUUGGAUCGUCUGGCUCGACAGCGGGCAUCGAGUCAUCAGGCACGACAGCGGGCACUGGGUCAUCAGGCAUUGGAUCACCACAGGCUGUGUUGGACUGUGCUCUGCUGAGCUCCAGGUAGGCCUGAGAAGCCUGGGGCUAAAGUGCCCUGCCCAGCCCAGGGAGGAUGGCGGAUCCUGGGCUUGGGUCCAGCGUUGAUAUGCCCCUGGAGGAGCCUAGUACCGGUCGCGAUUUUCC